AAGCUGGGAGAGAAAAGUUCCCCUCUGCCUUUGACCAAGUCCCUCAGUGUGGGGACAGUUCUGUUUUGCCUUUGGAGGUCUCAGCAGCCUGACCUACUUUCAAAAAUGAUAUUAGAUUCAAGAAGCCGUGGAACCUAAUAAUAAUAAUACUUUGUCAUUCCCAUUGGACAUUUUUCUGCACUCAUCCCCAUAGACUAUGUCCCAGUAUUCCCACAACUAUCUACUAGUUCCUAUCCCUGAAUACCCCCUAUUGGAUUGUGAUACUAACAGGAACGUCAAGAUUGUGGUUCUGGGGGGCAGCGGUGUUGGAAAAACAGCUCUGGUUGUAAGAUUUCUCACAAAGAGAUUUAUUGGAGACUAUGAAGCAAACACUGGUGCAUUAUACUCAAGAAAAGUGACAAUCGAUGGGGAACAAAUUUCCCUUCAAGUUCAGGACACACCCUAUGUUUCAAUGGAGGAGGAUGCAGACAGUAUUUGUUGCCAGGAGCAAAUAAACCGAUCCAUUUACUGGGCAGAUGGCUUUGUUCUGGUGUUUUCCAUCACAGACUACAAUAGCUACCGUGUGAUUAGACCUCUAUACCAGCACUUACGGAAAAUCCACCCAAACACCAAAAUCCCACUUCUCCUCGUAGGAAAUAAAGCUGAUCUUCUGAGGGCUCGGCAGGUGGAAUCUGAUGAGGGGCUCCAGCUUGCCAAUGAACUGACUGGUACAUAUGCUGAAGUAUCUGCCAGAGAAAAUUAUGAAGGAGUAUAUGGAGCAUUCUACCAGCUUUGCCAGGAGGUUGGCAAGAUGAUUUUCAGCUGCAAUGGAGAAAAAAGAAGAGGGCUUCAUCUUGUGCGUCCUAGGUCUCCAAACAUGCAAGACCUAAAGAGACGUUUUAAACAAGUGUUAUCCUCCAAAGUCAAAUCUACUACUACUCUCUGACCGUUAACAGAUGUGCACAAAUAGAUGUGCACAUUUCAGAUAUAUCCAUCAAAAUCAAAAAGUUUGUCUCCGCAAAUUGCGCUGGAAACAAUUUGUGUCUUUUUGCAUUUAUAGUUUACAUCAAAUUUGGUAUUAUUGAUUGUGAAGUGAAAAAAGCUAAGUAACUCUGUUUAACUGUUUGUGCAGCUAUAGUUAAGGUAUACAUAGUACCUACACAUAGCUGAAGUAGUUUAUGGACUUAUCUCAGUUCACUACACGAUAAUGACAUCACUAAGGCAGGGCAUGUAUAGGUAAAUGUUUUCCCUGUAAACAACCUGAUUCAAUGUUUGAGACAAGAAUUGGGUUACAUAUGACUUCCAGAUUUGGUGUGAAAUAAAACAAACAAACAAAAAAAACAUUUGAUAGCAGAUCAAAUGUUUAAGAUAUAAGAUAUAAGAUCUGGCUGGCAGCAGAUGAAUAGUCUCAACAGCUCCAAAGAAGGACAACCAUUACGCUGCCCUCCCAUGAUAUAUCAGCACAUAUUCGGCUAGCAGAAGAAACAAAAGGCUUCACUCCUACAUCACAUUGACCUUCUCUAAUUUGGAAUACCUAUGUUUUACUUGACUGUUCCUAGUUUACAACUUUGUGAAUAAAAUGUAAUUUCAGUGUUACUAUGGCAAAAAGCCAUAGGCAUUUGUAGGGAUUAAUAAUAGUGUAUAGGACUGAGUUGAACAAAUUAUGUUUUUUUUUCCUCUGGUAUAUUAGAACCUGAUAUCACACAAUAUAGCUAAUGCUAUCCAUUUAAACAUGGCAAAUUCACUAAAACCCAAAAUCUGAUGUGUCUAGUAGCAAAUUGUUACAAAAAAAAAUGGCAUAAAUCAGAAACUGUUCUUAUUGAUUUCCCAAUAUGUUUUGUGACUGUCAGACUUUAUUCACAUCAUAUACACUGACUAUGUUGGAUGGUAUCCCGUGUGAUCCUGACUAUUUACAGACUUUUAUGGGACAAACAUAUGCAAAAUAAAUGUGUUCUUUUGGUAAAUGUUUCAAUACACAAGCAGUAUGGUAUCAGCAUAUUUAAUGGGACCAGAAAAUCCUUUCUUCAUAUGAAUUAUGUGCAGAAAAUAAUUGGUUAGAUUAUCAGUUGUUUUUGCUUUCCUCGUUUGCAUAAUGAGUUCUUUAUGUGUUGGAACAUCAUCCACUUCCAGAAGGAAGUCCUCUGAAACCUCUAAUGAUAACUCUUCAUAUAUGGCCAGUCACAUCUUCAGACUUUCCCCAGAAAAACCUUCUGUGUAAUGAGCUUUCCUCCUCCUGUGCUCCCUGAGGGGCCGUUGUUUGGCUGACAGCCACUUGGUACUAAUGCAAAAUGUAUGCCGUCACUCAGAAGGAGAGGAUGGAGUUCCCUGCAUUUCUACCUUGGAAAGCUCCAUGGAUAGUGUUCAUAAUGGCAUAGGGAUGUCAUUGGAGUAUACAGAUACCUGUAGUCACAUAGUACGGUUGAAAAAAGACAUAUGUCCAUCAAGUGAAAAGAAAAACCCACACAGUGAGAUCUGUUAACUAAAGAUUUAUAGUUACAAACUUAUGUCCGGACACCAUUUGGAGCAUCCAUAGGUAGUUCCAUCAAACUUGAUAAGAAGAAAAAAAUGUAGCAUGCUGUUCUAUUUUUCCAGUCGAAACCAAGGAUACAAUGCUGGAACUCGAGGGAUCCCUUUAUAAGUCAAUGGGGUCCAUCAAUCUCAGUUGGUUUCAUUUGGCGCCAAUGUGAGCCUUAAUCUUUCAUUUUUUAUGGUAUACAUAGGAAUAGAGGCCAGAGGGAGGCCGAGAGUACAUACUUAUGCCUCUCUGUGGCAAUGGAAGCCUAUGGACAUGUUUAUCAUGUAAGUGGGGAGCUUUCCCAAUGUACAUAUUAAACAUGUGGCACAAUGUGAUCCAACACUAACAGUGGGGAAUGCCGGUAGUUUGCAUUAGACAGACAUUAGGGCUAAAUUCCCUUGUGCUGGUGAACACUUGAAGGCAAAAUCUUGCCCCCAUAUGUUCACAAUGGCCGUGUGUUGUUGCCAGGAUUAUUAUAAUGAUUUUUUAAUUUGUAUAUCUGUAUAGCAGUAGGAGCUCUGUUUUUCUCCAAAUCCCCUAUAAAACAAUAUUAAAAAUGCUUUCAAGCUCUCCCUAGGAAUGCUAGUGGCAUCAACAUGCCAGGUCUUGAAUCGUUUUCUUUGCAAAGGAUUUAGCGGUCUGUAUCAUGAAACAAAGCUGCGACUACUAUAUAAUAUGAAAUUAAUCAGUACAGAAUUUAGAUUCUAUUUAGAUUACAUAAAAUAUUUCAAGUUGGACAUUCACUUCAAAGUACUGUUUUUAACACAAUUCACUGUAUCCACAGGAAUGGCCUAAUCCAAGGAAGGAAAGUAACAAACCACAGACCAAUCAUGUCCACAUAAUUAGUUUCUAACAUCAAACAUUAUAAGUACAAAUAGGAAUAACACUAAAUACCACUAGAUACAUAUCACUCAUCUGUGAGUGCUGCGGUGAUUUUUUUUCUAUUUGUAAAUACAUACCUGGAAACAUUUGUUAAAGUAUUACUUUGCCAUUAAGUUAUCGUCAAUGAAAAUGUCACAAAUAUAACCAUAUAUAUUAUCCUUGGAAUAAAUGCAAGAACCUAUAUUAACCCAUUAAGGACGCAGGGUUUUUCCGUUUUUGCAUUUUCAUUUUUUCCUCAUCACCUUCUAAAAAUCAUAACGCUUUCAAUUUUGCACAUAAAAUUCCAUAUGAUGGCUUAUUUCUUGCGCCACCAAUUCUACUUUGCAGUGACAUUAGUCAUUUCCCCCAAAAAUCCAUGCGAAACGGAAAAAAAAUUUAGUGAAGAAAAAAUAUCAUUUUGUAACUUUUGGGGGCUUCCGUUUCUACGCAGUUCAUUUUUCGGUAAAAAUAACACCUUAUCUUUAUUAUGUAGGUCCAUAAGGUUAAAACUAUACCCUACUUAUAUAGGUUGGAUAUUAUUCGUACUUCGAAAAAAAAUCAUAACUACAUGUAGGAAAAUUUAUAUGUUAAAAAUUCUCAUCUUCUAACCCCUAUAACUUUUUUAUUUUUCUGCGUACGGGCCGGUAUGAGGGCUCAGUUUUUUGCGCCAUGUUCUGAAGUUUGUAUCGGUACCAUGUUUGUAUUGAUUGGACUUUUUGAUCACUUUUAUUCAUUUUUUCAUGAUAUAAAAAGGGACCAAAAAUACACUAUUUGGCAUUUUUUGCACGCACACCAUUGACCGUGAGAUUUAAUUAACUAUAUUUUUAUAGUUCGGACAUUUCCGCACGUGGCGAUACCACAUAUGUUUAUUUUUAUUUACAUUUUUUUUUUUUUUAUGGGUUAAAUGACCUUUGUUAACUUUUAUUUUCACUUUUUUUUUGCAGUGUUAUAGCUCCCAUAAGGACCUAUAACACUGCACACACUGAUCUCCUAUGCCAUAGCUUUGCACGGAUCAGAGAGAUAGGGGCUUGAUUUCUCAAGCCUGUAGCUCAGGCUUGGAGCAAUCAAUCGACGAUCGGACGCCACGGAGACAGGUAAGGAGACCUCCGCCUGCGUCGCAGCUGAUCGGAACAUCGCGAUUUUAUGCCGCACGCUGUUAGCCCAGGGUCCCGGCUAUUAUUAGCAGCCGGGACUGACCCGUUUUAAACACCGGGACCGGGUGUAGGGCGUACAGGUACGCCCUAUGUCCUUAAGGAGUUAAAAGGGGCACUCAUUAUCAAAAGGUAUCCCCUAUUCAUAGGAUAGGGGAUCACUAGUUGAUGAGUGGGGUCCAACCAUUGAGACCCACUGAUCGUGAGAUUGGAGGUCAAAUGUCCUCAGGAAUAGAGCAGCACUGGCAGAAUUCCAAAUUGUGAGACUAUGCUUCUUUAAAUGUAUUUUGUCCUGAUAACGAUAGAAGAACAAAAUUCUUACUAUAUUAAUUAUAAAUGAAUUGGCACUUUUAUAUCCUCUACAUAUUUAAAUAGGUUAUUCAGGAUUAAAAACAGCACCACACAUGUCCUCAGGUUGUGGGUAGUAUUACAGCUGCACUCAAGUAAAUGCAACUGAGCUGCAAUAUCACGCACAGAGGCCAGGUGUAGCAGCUAUGUGCAGCUAUGUUUCUAAUUCUGGAUAACCCCUGCACAGCACAGCAUAAGAGUCUGAUCGAAGGGGGUUCAACUGAUGGGACCCACACCAAUCUACUGGCCGGUGCCCCAAUGUUCUGAAGAUUUUUGUUCAGAACACUGGCUAUCCUUGUGCACGGAGUAACAUGCCCCCUCCAUGCACUGUCUAUGGGAGAACCGAAGAUUCAAGAGUACAAAUACUCAGGUAUAAAUCUUCAGAAUACCUGGGUGUCGGGAAGGAGUUAGCAGGGGUCUCAGCAGUUGCCUACGCCCCC
This is a messenger RNA of Hyla sarda, 5294 nucleotides long. Its product is annotated as ras-like protein family member 11A-like. The record is from RefSeq and is a predicted model, not a curated record. NCBI's taxonomy places the organism in Eukaryota, Metazoa, Chordata, Amphibia, Anura, Hylidae. The transcript has 4 exons. Bases 197 to 925 code for a protein of 242 amino acids. Gene Ontology annotation, molecular function: GTPase activity; GTP binding.